UGCCCCGAGCCCUUCUUGAUUGGAAGGCGCGCCUGGGAGUCCGGUCCUUGGCGCCGUAGUGGUUAGGUUGAGGCCCUAGGCGUGGGGGAGAACUGGGGAAACUGGAAUUUCCCGCGGAGCUGACAGCGCUUGCGCUCCCCCUACUCGUUGUAAUUCCACGCGCUCCAAAAUAUCCGCCAUGGAGAAAUCUUGGCCAGGAUGUCCAUUCUAGGCCCACCGGUGCUGUCUUGCUGAAGGUUGGGUCAGGCAUCUAAAGGGACUGUGGUAAGGGAGGGUGUGACACAGGUGUAAGCUGCCAUCGUCAUCAUGAACUUUGAGGGUCUGGACCCUGGACUGGCAGAGUAUGCCCCAGCCAUGCAUUCUGCCCUGGACCCUGUCCUGGAUGCCCACCUGAACCCAAGUCUGCUACAGAAUGUGGAGCUGGACCCAGAGGGAGUGGCCUUGGAGGCUCUUCCCGUCCAGGAAUCAGUGCACAUAAUGGAAGGUGUCUACUCUGAAUUGCACAGCGUGGUGGCUGAAGUGGGUGUACCUGUCUCUGUCUCCCACUUUGACUUGCACGAGGAGAUGCUGUGGGUGGGGAGCCACGGGGGCCAUGCCACUUCCUUUUUUGGCCCAGCCUUGGAGCGCUACUCAUCCUUUCAAGUCAAUGGCAGUGAUGAUAUUCGGCAGAUCCAGAGCCUGGAGAAUGGUAUCCUUUUUCUCACCAAGAACAAUCUCAAGUACAUGGCCCGUGGGGGCCUCAUUAUAUUUGAUUACCUGCUAGAUGAGAAUGAGGAUAUGCACAGUCUCCUACUGACUGACAGCAGCACUCUACUCGUUGGUGGGCUGCAGAAUCACAUACUAGAGAUUGAUCUUAACACUGUCCAGGAGACUCAGAAGUAUGCAGUAGAGACGCCUGGAGUCACCAUCAUGAGACAGACAAAUCGCUUCUUCUUCUGCGGCCACACGUCUGGCAAGGUUUCCCUGAGAGAUCUCCGUACUUUUAAGGUGGAACAUGAGUUUGAUGCCUUCUCAGGAAGUCUUUCAGAUUUUGAUGUGCAUGGCAACCUGCUAGCUGCCUGCGGCUUCUCCAGCCGCCUCACUGGCCUGGCCUGCGACCGUUUCCUCAAGGUGUAUGAUUUGCGCAUGAUGCGUGCCAUCACACCACUUCAAGUACAUGUGGAUCCUGCCUUCUUGCGCUUCAUUCCUACAUAUACUUCUCGUCUUGCUAUCAUCUCUCAGUCAGGGCAGUGCCAGUUCUGUGAACCCACAGGCCUAGCCAACCCAGCAGAUAUCUUUCAUGUGAAUCCUGUGGGGCCUCUGCUAAUGACAUUUGACGUGUCAGCCAGCAAGCAGGCCCUGGCCUUUGGGGAUUCUGAGGGCUGUGUGCACCUCUGGACUGAUUCCCCGGAGCCUUCCUUCAACCCCUACUCCCGUGAGACUGAGUUUGCUUUGCCGUGUCUCGUGGACUCACUGCCUCCUCUGGACUGGAGCCAGGACCUGCUGCCUCUUUCCCUCAUCCCUGUCCCACUCACCACUGACACACUUCUCUCUGACUGGCCUGCUGCCAACUCUGCUCCAGCUCCCAGGCGAGCACCACCUGUGGAUGCAGAGAUUCUGCGCACCAUGAAGAAGGUGGGCUUCAUUGGCUACGCACCCAAUCCUCGCACCAAGCUGCGCAAUCAGAUACCUUACAGACUCAAGGAGUCAGACAGUGAAUUUGACAGCUUCAGCCAGGUCACUGAGUCACCAGUAGGACGAGAAGAGGAGCCACAUCUCCACAUGGUUUCUAAGAAAUACCGCAAGGUGACCAUCAAAUAUUCCAAGCUAGGACUGGAGGACUUUGACUUCAAACACUACAAUAAGACCUUGUUUGCUGGAUUAGAGCCCCACAUCCCCAACGCCUACUGUAACUGCAUGAUCCAGGUGCUCUAUUUCCUGGAGCCUGUACGCUGUCUAAUUCAAAACCACCUUUGCCAGAAGGAGUUCUGUCUGGCAUGUGAGCUGGGCUUCCUCUUUCACAUGUUGGACCUCUCUCGUGGUGACCCUUGCCAGGGCAGUAAUUUUCUUCGGGCAUUCCGUACUAUUCCUGAGGCCUCAGCCCUUGGUCUGAUCCUGGCUGACUCAGAUGAGGCUUCAGGCAAGGGCAAUCUGGCCAGGCUCAUUCAGAGGUGGAAUCGCUUCAUUCUCACUCAACUGCAUCAAGAUAUGCAGGAGCUGGAAGUACCACAGGCUUAUCGAGGUGCUGGAGGCAGCAGCUUUUGCUCAUCGGGGGACUCUGUUAUUGGGCAGCUCUUCAGCUGUGAGAUGGAGAACUGCAGCCUCUGCCGCUGUGGCAGUGAGACCGUGCGAGCCUCAUCCACCCUGCUUUUCACACUCUCCUACCCUGAUGAUAAAAUUGGGAAGAACUAUGACUUUGCUCAGGUGCUGAAGCGAAGCAUCUGCCUGGACCAGAAUACACAGGCCUGGUGUGACAACUGUGAAAAGUACCAGCCCACGAUUCAGACCCGCAACAUCCGCCAUCUGCCAGAUAUUCUCGUCAUCAAUUGUGAGGUGAACAGCUCAAAAGAGGCUGAUUUCUGGAGAAUGCAGGCUGAGGUUGCCUUCAAGAUGGCAGUAAAGAAACAUGGUGGGGAAAUCUCCAAGAACAAGGAGUUUGCUUUGGCUGAUUGGAAGGAACUAGGGAGUCCAGAGGGUGUGCUGGUAUGUCCCUCCAUUGAGGAGUUGAAGAACGUCUGGCUUCCUUUCUCCAUUCGCAUGAAGAUGACCAAGAACAAAGGGCUGGAUGUUUGCAAUUGGACUGAUGGGGAUGAGAUGCAGUGGGGCCCAGCCAGGGCAGAGGAGGAGCAUGGUGUCUAUGUGUAUGACCUGAUGGCUACUGUGGUACACAUCCUGGACUCACGCACAGGGGGCAGCCUGGUGGCUCACAUCAAAGUUGGAGAGACCUACCACCAGCGCAAGGAGGGCGUUACUCACCAGCAGUGGUAUCUGUUCAAUGACUUUCUUAUUGAACCUAUUGAUAAGCAUGAAGCUGUGCAGUUUGACAUGAAUUGGAAAGUACCUGCAAUCCUUUAUUAUGUCAAACGGAAUCUCAAUUCCAGAUACAACCUGAACAUCAAGAACCCCAUUGAGGCAAGUGUCUUGCUGGCUGAAGCCUCGCUGGCACGGAAGCAGCGGAAAACACAUACUACCUUUAUUCCACUGAUGCUGAAUGAGAUGCCACAGAUUGGGGACCUGGUGGGUCUGGAUGCUGAGUUUGUCACCCUUAAUGAGGAGGAAGCAGAGUUACGCAGUGAUGGUACCAAGUCUACCAUUAAACCAAGUCAGAUGUCAGUAGCCAGGAUUACCUGUGUUCGGGGCCAGGGACCUAAUGAGGGUAUCCCCUUCAUUGAUGACUACAUCUCUACCCAGGAGCAGGUGGUGGAUUACUUGACUCAAUACUCGGGUAUAAAGCCUGGUGACCUCGAUGCCAAAAUUUCCUCCAAGCACCUAACAACUCUCAAGUCUACCUACUUAAAACUUCGUUUUCUCAUUGACAUUGGAGUCAAGUUUGUGGGUCAUGGCCUGCAGAAGGACUUCCGGGUCAUCAACCUGAUGGUUUGGCAGGGCUCUUUUAAGAGUCUUCUUGUGCCCAAGGACCAAGUCCUUGACACUGUCUACCUGUUCCACAUGCCCCGAAAACGAAUGAUUUCCCUGCGAUUCCUUGCUUGGUACUUUCUGGACCUGAAGAUUCAAGCGGAAACCCAUGACAGUAUUGAGGAUGCACGCACAGCCCUUCAGCUCUACCGAAAGUAUCUGGAGCUAAGCAAAAAUGGCACUGAGCCUGAGUCUUUCCACAAGGUGCUCAAGGGUCUUUAUGAGAAGGGCCGAAAGAUGGACUGGAAGGUGCCUGAGCCUGAGGGCCAAACAAGUCCCAAGAAUGCACCUGUCUUCUCCUCAGUGCUGGCGCUCUGACUACCCUUCGCAAAGAACCACUGCCCUCUCCCUUUACUGUUCUAUAGCCCCAGAACUGGGAGAUGGCUUCCUUAGUUGGCUAUACCUUGUCCACUUCCAGUACUGGACGUGCUCAGGGUCUAGGGUCUCAGAUGGUGCUAUUAAUAGAACUGGAACACAGCAGAAUUGUUGCAAAGGUUCUAGGAGCCAGAUUCAUUCCUUCUUCAUCCUUUGCAAAACAAUGGUACAGAAACGGAGUCUAGAAUUGACCCAGAUAGAAAGUAAUUGGUAUUCUUAAUAUUCUGGGUCACUAAUAUCCAGGCAGAGAAGCUCCUGGAACCAUAAUUCUCAGUUCCUAGCUGGCUAGGGAUUGAAGUCCUGGACAAUGACAGAGGAUACCACAGUAGUUCAAGACUUAGCACAAGUCACCAACUGCUUCAGGGAUGCCUGGAGGGGCCAACAAGUAGAGUGUUGGUGGCCCAAGCAAACCAGUAUUGCCAAUACCAUUUCCAAAAGGGCCUUUGGAUCCUGGACAAAGCUUGGCUGCUGGCUUCAUUUAUUCCUGCUGAUGGCUGAGAAGCAUCUGUCUUCCAUCCCACUGUCCUGUCCCAAGUUUUGUUCCGUUUUUUAAAAAUUUGUUGUAAACUGCAUGUUUUAUAAAAUAAAAACAAAAUAUCGUUUGUCAUUUAUCUCACUAGGGAACUGCUAGUGUGGGUUCUCUGGCUUCAGUCUUCCUCUCCUUCCUUUGAAGGUAAAGGUCCGGAAUCCAAAGUUAUGGAUAUGAAAGGGUAUAAUUAGGCCAGGCACAGUGGGUCACUUCUGUAAUCCCAGCACUUUGGGAGGCCGAGGUGGGUGGAUCACGAGGUCAGGAGUUCAAGACCAGCAUGACGAAGAUGGUGAAACCCCCCUAUCUACUAAAAAUACAAAAAUUAGCCGGGCGUGGUGGAUGGCGACUGUAAUCCUAGCUGAGGCAGAGAAUUGCUGGAACCCAGAAGGCGGAGGUUACAGUGAGCCGAGAUUACGCCACUGUACGCCAGCCUGGGCGAUAGGGCGAGACUCCGUCUCAACAAAAGGAAAAAAAAGGUAUAAUUAUGCCUUUUCUGGGCAAUGCUGGGUCUUUGCUGUAGCUGCCCAGUACCCUACGUCAGACUGAAGAUGUACAGUAUGGUUUCCCCGUUAAUUGUGUAAGCCGACAAACUACAGGUCCCAGGAUAGCUUGAGACCUGUAGUUGCUCACAAAGAUGGGUCUGGUGCUGCUGUGCUUCCUGGGAGAUGUAGUUUCCUGUGUAUUGAAACCUGGGCUGCUCGCUGGCCUGCAGAGCACCGUUUUGAAGGUCCUAGCCCACCUGGGUUGGCUCACGCGCACGACUAGCCGCUCCCAUACAGUACACCCGGCCUCUGUUGUCUUUUAAGGCCACUCCUGUCCUACGGCUGACCCCUGGAGGUCACGUGGAGCUGCUCGCCACGCAAGUCUGGGUCCUUCAGCGAUUGACCGGGGUCCUUGCUGUCCGGGAGCCUCGCCCAAGCUGCCUGUUCGCGCGAGAGUUUGGAGGGGCGGGUUUGGGGUCGGUGUCUGAUUGGGGCUCGCACCGCAGCACGCUCGAGCCCCGCUUAGGUACCAGCUAGCGCCACAGGAGCUGGGUCAGGCGGUCGCCGGGACACCCCGUGUGUGGCAAGAGGCGAAGCGCUCUGGAGGAUUCCGGACAGCCCUGCUCCCCGCAGCCAGGUGUAGUUUCGGGAGCCACUGGAGCCAAAGUGAGAGUCCAGCGGUCUUCCAGCGCUUGGGCCACGGAGGCGGCCCUGGGAGCAGAGGUGGAGCGACCCCAUUACGCUAAAGAUGAAAGGCUGGGGUUGGCUGGCCCUGCUUCUGGGGGCCCUGCUGGGAACCGCCUGGGCUCGGAGGAGCCAGGAUCUCCACUGUGGAGCGUGCAGGGCUCUGGUGGAUGAACUAGAAUGGGAAAUUGCCCAGGUGGACCCCAAGAAGACCAUUCAGAUGGGAUCUUUCCGGAUCAAUCCAGAUGGCAGCCAGUCAGUGGUGGAGGUAACUGUUACUGUUCCCCCAAACAAAGUAGCUCACUCUGGCUUUGGAUGACAAUUCGACGGCUUAAAAACGACCUUGGUUUAAUAGAAAUGAAGAAAACAGACUCAGAGAGAUAGCUAAAAGAUUUGGCUCUGUCUCAUUUGGAAGAGGCUGCAGGCUUAUUCCCCAUGCACUUGCUUCCUGGCUCCAAACCUUAAUACUUUGUUUCUGCUGUAGAAUUUGUUAGCAAACAGGGAGUGCCUUUUCCACGUCCACAUGACUCUUUUUUACUGUAGCACUGUGGUAUACAUACAAACGUCCAUUCAAAAUCUGAGUCAGAGCUAAAAA
Messenger RNA from Rhinopithecus roxellana (golden snub-nosed monkey), 6280 nucleotides. RefSeq names its product poly(A) specific ribonuclease subunit PAN2 (gene PAN2). Gene Ontology annotation, molecular function: nucleic acid binding; poly(A)-specific ribonuclease activity; protein binding. The transcript has 28 exons. Bases 307 to 3933 code for a protein of 1208 amino acids. NCBI's taxonomy places the organism in Eukaryota, Metazoa, Chordata, Mammalia, Primates, Cercopithecidae. Gene Ontology annotation, biological process: nuclear-transcribed mRNA poly(A) tail shortening; mRNA processing. Gene Ontology annotation, cellular component: PAN complex; P-body. The record is from RefSeq and is a predicted model, not a curated record.